AUGUCGUCUUGCAUCCAAAUUAAAGAUAAAGACUGGGCAUGGUCCGUAGAUGAUAAGGAAAAGGGUAAAGCUGCAGACACUGUACGGGGGACAGGCAAAGAGGAAAAUCAAGAGGGAGAGCAGGAAUGGGGAAAUGAGAUUCCCUACUUGCCAGUGCUCAUGGGCUCCCCUUUGUACAUAUACAUUAAGGAAAAGAGUCCAGAUGGCACAGUAUUUGAUGGCCCAUCUAUAGAGUCUCUAUCGCUGAUUGAUGCAGUAAUGCUCUGAUGUAGUAUGACCUCGCAACAGGCUUUCAGGGAGAAAUUAGCUCAACAGCAAGCCAGUGCAGCACCAGCCACCACAAUAAUAGCAACACCAGCCACCACAACAGUGGCAACAACGGCAACGACAACAGCUGUUCAGAACACACCAAAGAAUGGGGAAGCCACUAUGAAUGGAGAGGAGAAUGGGGCGCAUGCAAUAAAUAAUCAUUCAAAGCCAAUGGAAAUUGAUGGGGAUGUUGAAAUUCCUCCUAACAAAGCAACAGUCCUCCGUGGCCAUGAAUCUGAGGUCUUUAUCUGUGCCUGGAAUCCUGUCAGUGAUCUGCUAGCAUCGGGGUCUGGAGACUCAACAGCCCGAAUAUGGAAUCUUAAUGAAAACAGCAACGGUAGUUCCACUCAGCUAGUUUUGAGGCACUGUAUAAGAGAAGGAGGCCACGAUGUCCCCAGCAAUAAGGAUGUAACAUCGUUGGACUGGAAUAGUGACGGAACGCUGUUGGCAACGGGAUCAUACGAUGGCUUUGCAAGAAUAUGGACAGAAGAUGGGAACCUUGCAAGCACCUUAGGUCAACAUAAAGGUCCCAUUUUUGCUCUGAAGUGGAACAAAAAGGGGAAUUACAUUUUAAGUGCUGGUGUUGAUAAAACAACAAUAAUUUGGGAUGCUCAUACAGGAGAAGCUAAACAACAGUUUCCUUUCCACUCAGCCCCUGCUCUGGAUGUAGACUGGCAGAACAACACCGCUUUUGCAUCCUGCAGCACUGAUAUGUGCAUACAUGUAUGCCGGCUUGGUUGUGAACGUCCUGUCAAAACUUUUCAAGGCCAUACGAAUGCUCCCAGUAGAGACCCAGGCUCAAAUCCCCACUCGCGGCGUGGAAGCUUGCUCGGUGACCUUGCGCCAGUGGCGGGUGAACUAGGAGUGUGCUUGACUGCGGGUGGAACGUUUUCCCCCAAGAGGCGCCUGUGGGCAGGUGAGCAUAGGAUUGUAGCCUCCAAGGACGGGCAAGCGAGCGAGGGAGGGAUGGAGGCUAGAUGUCCGCCAGCCCCAGAGUGGGUGGGUCGCUGGUCCCAGGCUGGCAACUAUCUCAUGCAGUGGGCGAGGCUGCCAGCUCAGCAAGGAAUGGGCAACGCUGGCGGAGCUGAAGGUAGCCAGCAGCACUCCCGGGCAGAAACCGCUCCCCUUCCUCCAGGCAGUUGCUUGAAAAUCAGUCUCACCGCUUUGCAGGCUCAAGGAUGGACGCUUUGCUGGGAGUCAGCCCCGCUGAGUCGGCAGGCGGAGGAUUUGGGGUGA
Messenger RNA from Sphaerodactylus townsendi, 1545 nucleotides. RefSeq names its product F-box-like/WD repeat-containing protein TBL1X. The record is from RefSeq and is a predicted model, not a curated record. Lineage: Eukaryota; Metazoa; Chordata; Lepidosauria; Squamata; Sphaerodactylidae. Gene Ontology annotation, cellular component: histone deacetylase complex. Gene Ontology annotation, molecular function: transcription corepressor activity; protein binding. Gene Ontology annotation, biological process: regulation of transcription by RNA polymerase II.